CGUCAUAUUUUUACCCGCGUUUGUUGAACGGCCCCUUUUGUUUGGCGGGACUGCGUUAUUAGGAGUCUAAAAGCAGCAUCUAAUCGGCACUAUGCAGUUUCUAGGCAGUAGAAAGAAGAAUAGCAUUAACCCUCUGUCGGAGCUCUAUGGGCAGCACCUGCAGUUUUAUGGACAGCCUCCUCUUGAAAACAUCUCUCUCUCUGAAUUUGAAACAUUUGCUGUGGAACGACUGAAGUUGUUGAAGACUGUGGAGAACUUGGGCGUGAGCCAUGUCAAGCUUACAGACCAGUAUAAAGGCAAACUUGAGAGUCAGCUUAGAACUCUGAACUUUCCUUACAGACCAGAUGCUAAUGACAAGAAAUCUCAAAGUGGACCAAGUGAAUAUGAAAAACGAAGAAAAGACCAUAUCUCCCACUUCAUUCUCAGACUGGCCUACUGCCAAACGGAAGAUCUGAGACGCUGGUUUAUACAACAGGAAGUUGAUCUUUUCCGCUUCCAUUUUAAUGAGUUGGACCCAGAACAACAACUGGCAUUUCUUCACAAGAAUAAUCUCUGCUAUGACACAAUUAGCAGUGAGGAGAAGCUGAAGCUGAAGGAUGAACUUAUAAACUCCAGCUUUGGCGUCAGUGGAGUCAAGGUGAUGGAACACGAGUUCUACAAGGUGCCUUUUCAAGAUGCCCUGGAUCUUGUGCGACUGAGGAAAGUGUACCUCAAACAAGGCUAUGCGUACAUUCCCCAUCAGGAUAUUGUCACUAUUGUUCUCAAUGAUUUCCGCACAAAGCUGUCUAAAGCUCUUGCAUUGACAGCUCGCUCGCUACCAGCAGUGCAUUCUGAUGAACGGCUCCAACCUCUCCUUAACCACCUCAGUCAUGCCUAUGUGGGACAGGAUUACAGCAUCCAGAAGAAUGUUGGGAAAAUCUCCUUGGAUCAGAUUGAUUCACUUUCAGGGAAGUCAUUCCCAUUGUGUAUGAGGCAGCUCCACCAGUCUCUUAGAGAAAACCAUCAUCUCCGCCACGGAGGUCGGAUGCAAUAUGGUCUCUUCCUCAAAGGUAUCGGCCUGUCUUUGGAGCAGGCACUGCAGUUCUGGAAAAUGGAGUUCAUAAGAGGCAAAGUGGAUGCAGACAAGUUUGACAAAGCAUAUGCCUACAGCAUCCGCCACAUGUUUGGCAAAGAAGGCAAGCGAACAGACUACACCCCCUACAGUUGCAUGAAGGUGAUUUUAUCAAACCCACCCAGCCAAGGAGACCAUCAUGGAUGUCCAUUCCGUCACAGCGACCCGGAGCUGCUGAAGCAGAAGCUUCAAGUGUACAAAGUGUCUCCCAGUGGAAUCAAUCAGAUCCUGGAGCUGGUUAAAGGAAUGCACUACCAGCUGGCAUGCCAGAAAUACUUUGAGCUGACACACAAUAUUGAAGACUCAUCAUUCUCACUCAAUCACCCUAACCAGUACUUUCUGGAGAGCCAGAAACUUCUGGGUGGAGGCAAGGACAUAAAGAGAGAGAUGGAUGCCCCGCAGAGGUCACAGGAAAACUCCGCCUCCAAAGGAUCCACCGCAACUCAAGAGGUGGCAGCAAACACCUCCCAUCAUUUGGCCGAGAUGACAGAAGAUUUGGACUCUUUCUUUCAAGAUGCCUGAUUCUCAAACUUUUAAAUACACAUACAAAUAAUUCUGUAUCUCUGGACAUGCCCUGAAUUGUGCUGAAUCUUACAAAUUCCCUAAACUGUUAUAUUAAGUAUUAAAGUUGAAAAUCUGUCUUUCAGUCUUUUAAUUCCAGCAUAGCAGACUUUGGGAGAAAAAGUGAAGAAAAUUAAAGGAGUGCACCACAGUGCUCAUGGAAAGGAAAAAUAGAAAGAUUAUGACCAAAAAUUGCAUUAAAAAAUCUAUAAUUGAGACAGUAAGCUUUUGUAUUUUAUUGUCUAAAAAUGUUUUUUUCUAUUUUCUUUAUUGCAGGUUUUGAGUCAACCUUUCAAAAAUUCACACAGACGUUUCUUUUCUUUUUUUCCCGCUGUAUGAUAUUCUUUGCUCACAUGUCCGUGAUCCUGCAUUUAUUUCUGCGUAACCAUGCGUUAAAACUGCUCUCUUGGUUUGUUUUCUUUCUUUGUUUUUACACUGGUCUGAACUCAGAUGGCUUAUAUUCUCAGUGCACAGUAUUUUGGCAGAGACAUGGUUUGGGGGGUGAUGACUAGAACAUUUCCCAGCUGUCUCAAAAACAAUGUCAUUGUAUUUGCUGGCAGCAGUAUGGAUGAAUGGUGGCAGGAGGGCGGAUGAAAAUAAACAAUUUCCACACUUGUAUUAUGCUGCCUUGGAAUAUUGCCUCCUAGUGCACAAUGCAAUUUAUUCAAAGCAUACGUGGUCAAGAGAUAUUUCCUCUUGAGCCUCAGUUCAAUAAUUUGUUUAAAAAAAUAAAAAGGUGGCUGUCUAAAAGUCUAACCUUUUUGUGCUGCUGUGGAAUUAGCAACACAGACUCUAAUCUCGGUUCUUUAGGAGGUACAGUUUUGUGCUCUUAUCUCCCCUCAUACUAUGCACUUUACCAGACUGCUAACUUUGGAUCCAAUUAGAGGGACAGCAGUGUUAGUUUAUGAAUGUAAAUGCAUUUUUCAGGAGGCUGGAGGAAACAUUUGGGUCAUUUUGUGGAAACCUCAAUCUGUAAUUUAAUCAUAGAUGACUUUAGCCAAAUGUCCCUGAUGAUGACCAAAAACAUAAUAAUUUGUACCAUUAAUGCACAUUUCUCUGUUUCACGACUUCCUCUGGCAUAUGCAAAGCAUCCUGCAUCGGUGUCUCUCACUUUAAACAUCAGAGCGCCCGAGCUGCGCAUGGCUGGAAUUAAAUUAGGUCUUAAAAUCCAAGCAUGGUGCUUGACAUGGAGAGGAUUUAUUCAGUAUAAUAAGGCAACUGGAUAACAGUGCACAGCCGGGCUGCUGUCAGCAAGAGACCCUUGAUGUUUAAUAUUUGGUGGAGCAUGACUACAUCUGACAAAGCUGGCACUUUCUUAGACUGUGGGCAGGCAGUUGACUAGGACUGUGUUUAUCUCCUUCAAAUGGAUUUACAAUCAUUAGUCAUGAACUUGCUUUCGUUGUGUGAUUUGUUCUCUUCCUGUAGUCAUUACAUGGACCAGGGGUGUACUGUGGGGAUGGUGCAUUAUGCAAAGGGUGAGAAACAUAAUCCAAGAGGUAAUCGCAGCAUUUGUUUCAGAAGCCUCAUAUGGAAAGUGACGUCCAUGCCUUUAUUGCAGCUUUGUGAAUGCACUGCAAUCUGGAAAAUCCCCAAGUUCAUCUGUUUUCCAUUCACAGGCAAAUAAUAUUGACUAACACUUAAAAAAUUUAAAGAGGCACCUUAAGCUUAAACUAUGAGCCAGUUACAGAAAACAUAAAAAAAAAUACUCAAUUGUUAUUUGUUGGGAUGUGAAAGAGCACCACAGCGAAUCAAAAGGUUAUUCAUCAGUGGUAAUGAUUACUUCUCUGACUCUAUUGUUCAUUUCUGCUCAGCGCAUGAUGUAUCUUUUUGUCCUAAUGCAGCAUAAUUUUACCCAGGGGACUAAAUUUGCAGCAGUGUCAUUUGUUAUUCAGUACGCCUCACCAGAGGCAGCUCUGGUUAAUUUGGAGAUUUGUGUGCACGUAGUUUAUUUCUUUUUAAGGAUUAGAUAGCAUCUAAUA
Molecule: messenger RNA, 3651 nt
Organism: Pelmatolapia mariae (spotted tilapia)
Lineage: Eukaryota; Metazoa; Chordata; Actinopteri; Cichliformes; Cichlidae
Gene: prim2
Product: DNA primase subunit 2
Exons: 14
Coding region: 92-1633 (513 amino acids)
Biological process (GO): DNA replication initiation; DNA replication, synthesis of primer
Cellular component (GO): alpha DNA polymerase:primase complex
Source: RefSeq, a predicted model, not a curated record